Messenger RNA from Theileria parva strain Muguga, 1959 nucleotides. RefSeq lists its product as uncharacterized. The coding region runs from base 55 to 1959 and encodes 634 amino acids. The transcript is spliced from 8 exons. The record is from RefSeq and is a predicted model, not a curated record. NCBI's taxonomy places the organism in Eukaryota, Apicomplexa, Aconoidasida, Piroplasmida, Theileriidae.
AGUACUUUGAUAAAAUAUAUCACAUAAUGGUUAGAAUCCAUAAACUAUGGAAUAAUGCAGUUCAAUCCCAGUUCCAAUGUUACCCUUUUUCUGUCAGUUCGUAAAGGUUUAGAGAGUUGUAUUUUAAAUGAAAUAAAACAUAAUAAAUUCUUGAAUAAUUUCUACAAAAUUCACAAAAAUAAAUUUCAAAAUUCUCAGGAUUCUAAUACACAUCUUACUACAAAUUCAGAUUAUUACGAUUACACUAUAACUGAAGACAUUACCAGUUAUAACACAGUAACUGGACUAGCUAGUUUAACAAAUUCGCUUCAACUUCCUGAAGAAUUUGAAGAUACAAAUAAUAAGUGGUUGAGAAUCGGUCAUCAGAAUAAUUCUACAGGUAAUUUAGAGGAAAAAACUCCCAAAUCAAAGACUACAGUCAGUGUUAAAAGUAAUAACUUGAGGGAUUACCUUGAUAUAAACGAACAAAAGGGAGGCCUAGAGAUUAAGUGCAACUUUGAGUGGCUUAUCAAGAGUUCCCUCUUUUUAAAAUCUGCAGAAAGCAUAUGGCUAAGAAUUGGAAACCCAUUCAGAUGCCAUACUCAAGACCAACUCACUACAUUCGUUUCAAAAUUACCUUGGAUUUCUUACUUUUCAUCCUCUGAUUCAAUUGACAAGGUUCCAUUGCGCAUAAUAUCCCGUAACUCAAAGCUCUGGUCAAGUCACAUAGUACGAGAUUGUGUAACAAGAGGAAUUAAACAAAGAUUAAACUCAGACUUAAAAUCUGAAAAUAAUAAUACCACAACACAAGAUAAAGGUGAUAACUUGAAUAAAACUUAUAGUGAGGACAGUUGUAUAUCAGUAACAAUAAACAGGAAUACUUGUUACGCAGCAAUUCAAUUUUCAGGGAGGCUCUCACCACGAUUUUAUAACUAUUUGGAGAAAUUUAAUAACAACACAGAGGACACCCGUACUGGUAGUGACAAGGUUAUUGUUUGUGAUACAAGUAAAGACUAUUAUAGUCAAAUACCGCUAUGGUCACUUUCUGGAAUUAAGAAAGCAAUAUCAAAAUCGUUUAACUCAUCUCACUAUUCAACAAACUUAUCAGAAACCAAUUUGGAGUCAUACGACUCUAAAAGAACAAAUUACAUAAAGUUUCAAAAGUUGUUAACAAACGACUUUUUGGAUACUUCAGACUCUUUAAUAGCCGCGUUUUUACACAACAAACAUUUGCUUAAAGCUAUAGAUUCAGAUUCCACUGAAACUAUUUGGGACCCGUUCUGUGGAACUGGAUUAGUGAUUUGCGAACUUGUAUCCCUCGUAUUAUCACUACCAAAUUACACACUUGAUAAUACCAAUACCAUAACCUCACUAGCAAAAACGUUUUUCACACAAAAUUCAACCCAAAUAAAGUCUUUGUUUGAUCAGUAUACUAGCAACUUGGGUCAGAAAACAAAGAAUUUCAAGAUUGUAGGAUCUGACACAAGUUUAGUUAAUUUAUCAGAAGCUAAUUCUAAAAUUUUAAAAUUCAUUUCAUACUACAACGAUAUACUAGAUUCAAGUAAAUUUGAAGCCAACGAUUCGAUUUUCUCUAAAAAUUCUACACUCUAUCAAUCGUACAGCAAAUUGCCUGUUACGAUUCACAACUGUUCCCCAGAGAAAUUAUCUCAUUACAUGACCAACGCUACCAUUGUGACAAAGUUUCCGUACAUUGAUUCAAAAGAUAAAGGAAAGUUUGAAACAAUAAAGCUCUGCAAAUUAUUUGGCCAAGUAAUCUCGUCCAAAUCUGACUGGAAAGGCGUUUUUGUAAUUUCCAGGGGUAAUUUUUUCGAGUACCACAGUGGCCUUGAGUGGAAGACGUUAGUUAAAUCAACAAACUCAAAUUCUGAAAUAAAAUUACUUGAGUGGACUGGAAGAACCAGAAACUUUAAAUCAGUUCAGGAUAAACUCGAUCAGCUCAAUGAAAUUGACUUCGUAUAG